Trachymyrmex cornetzi is the source of this 2191-nucleotide messenger RNA. RefSeq lists its product as uncharacterized. The record is from RefSeq and is a predicted model, not a curated record. Lineage: Eukaryota; Metazoa; Arthropoda; Insecta; Hymenoptera; Formicidae. The transcript is spliced from 8 exons. Bases 1118 to 2095 code for a protein of 325 amino acids.
AUUGUAAUUACUUUCGUUAAUUUUCUUUUAUCGCAUGUCUUUUCAAAGAAGAUUACACGUAUUUCACAUAACAUUUCCAUCUUGAUCUUUUUUUCUUACAUGCCUAUUUCCUUGGGCUUUUUACACUUAUGAUAAGAUAAUACUGUGGCCAGUAUUCAUAGUCGACUUUUAUAUUUGAGAUUUAUCAUAAGUCUCAAAUAUAAGAAGACUUGAGACAGUCUUAAGAUGUCAUAAGCCAGUCAGAGGGUUGUGUAUUAGCAUCUUAAGACAUUACUUAAGACUGUCUUAAAAUAAGAACGGACUAUGAAUACUGGCUUGUAAGAAUUUAUGAAUAGUAAGACAUUUUAUCAUAGAUGUUUAUUUGCUCUUCCAAUUUUUUUACUUCUUUUUUUUGUUCCUCAUAUACACAAGGAUAGUCAGACUCUAUUGACUCAUGGUGGAAGAAACUCCCUUACGAGUCUUCCAUCAUGUAUUGAUUCUAUCGUCAGACUAUUAUUUGUAUUUGUAUAUAUUUAUACUAUGUUAUGGUGCAAGAAAUCAUGUUAUGUCCUUUGACUAGUUAUGACUAAAAGUUCUACGAAAAUGAAUAUAAACAUAUUUCGUGAAGCCAAAUUAUAUCAUGUAUGUAUUUGUGUAAUUGUAAGAAUAUAAAUUCAAACAAAUUUAUUUUAUGUAUUUGUUUAUGAACGGAUCGUGCAUAGCAUUAAAUACUAAUCAGUUGGAUUUUGUCAUCGAUACAUAUAUAAUUAUGAGCUCAAUUUCUGAUUGAUCGAGAUUUUAUAUCACAUGACAGAACUUCUGCCAUUAUGGGCAAUGGUCACCUUUCUAAUUCCACCAUGUAUCUAAUGAUCAAUAUCAAUAACGUGAAGUUAGUUGUGAGAUUAUGAUUUGAAAGCUAAAAUAUAUCAAAUUUAAAAGCAUAUAGCUUUAAUAUAUCUGUGGCAUAUAGGACAUAUUUGUAGUUGUCUAAAAUAUAUUGUAUGUAUGUUAAUCUAUAUUUUCAAAAGUUUAUGCUAAAUUUUACUUAGGGAAGUAGGGAAGAAAAAAUUUUUAUACACGCAAGAUUGCUGAAAAAUGGUUCGAUGGAAAAUGUGCAAAAAAUAUUGGAAGAGGAUCGAUGAUGUUGACGCCUAUAAAAACUAUUUUUGAGUGUGUGACAGAAAAAAUGGAAUUAGCAGGAGCUCUGCCUUUCCUUAUAUUGAACUCUGAAUUAUCUGUAACAACCGAUGAAAUGAAUAUAAUAAAUAAUGUCUUUUCGUGCAAUAUUGAAUUUUGUUCUAAAUCUAAAUAUUUACUGCAAUCAGCAUCUAUUAACAAGAAUUCGAAGACAAAUGUACGUUCUAAAGAAAGUUGGUGUGAUAUAUUCAGAUUUGAACAUGCAGUCUAUAAAGUAUUGAAGAUUCUUGAUAAAUGUGUCGACAAUCUUCACACAAAUUCUCCAUGUAAACAUUAUAUUUCAAUGACAUUGGCUUUAUUUCUGUAUCAUAUUCGUUAUUUCUUAGAAUAUGUUUUAUGCAGAAUGUAUUUUACGCCGGAACAAGAAAGGAAUAAAGAAUUGUAUUAUAGAAAACUUUGGUAUUGUCAAACGAAAUCUGUUGAAGAUGUUGCUAAGUCUACUACAGAUCUAGAAGAACAACGAAUUAAACAUAAAAAAACGCUCGAGGACACAAUCAAACAACACAAGAAAAAUAUAGUUGCUAUCAAUGAAAUUGACAAAAGAUGCAACGAAUAUAUCACAAGUACAAACGUCAGAUACGAAAAGAAACAAAUUGUUAUAUGUAAAGCGUGGGUAUACGAGCAAAAUAAAAUACAGUCAGCAUUAAAAAAUAUUAUCGAUGAUCUUGAGUCCUUAAAAGAUAUAAAUAUGAAAAAAGAACAAACAAUAUGUAAGCGAAAAUUGAUAACUGAAUCGAAAUUAUUAACGAUAAUAACUAAGUACGAUACAGAAAUUGGCGAUAGAUAUAAAAUGUUGGAACAACUUAGCCAAAUAUAUAAGUAUCACAAGCUAGAGAAACACGACUUGGAGAAAGAGACGAAACGACAAGAAAAAAGAUAUCUUGUUUUUAUUAAACGAAAAGAGAAAAUUGGAGAGUAAUACAUUUCUAUAAAUCUUUAGCUACAUUUCAACAAGCAUGAUCUGCUGAAAGAGUAUUCAACGUUGAUAGUCGCGCAAGAUUUUUCGAAAUAGAAA